AGAGCUCGAAGCGCAAACUUGAUAUCAACCUGACUGCCUUGACCGUGCGUUCUUCGCUCAACAACCACCACCACCUCAAGGCAUCAACGAUGGCCGCCAUCACCGCGCCUCUGGCCAAGGCCCCCAUUCCCGUCCAAGCAGCCGAGCCCGAGCCCGGCGACUACUUCACAGAUCUGCAGUGGGAGGUUCUCGAGUCUCUCAUCGACGCCGUCGUCCCGGCGAUUGUGGUGGCCUCGGACGGCAACAGUGACCCUGGCUCUGCACUCACCGCCAACGACACGCACAAGCAGCUUGUCGUCACCGAGGAGCAGUGCACAGAUGCCUACGACGACCUCGUCGCCACGCUCAAGCGCCCGCCCACGUAUGACCAGUUCAAGGAGUUCCUCGCGGCGCGGCCGCUCGACAACCCGCGCUUCCACAAGCAGCUCCGGCGGAUCGUGGGGCAGACUCCCAAAUCCGUCCGCAAGCGGCUCGGCGGAGCACUCGACCUCAUGACCCGCCGGACUGGCAGCCUCCUCGCGACAGGCUACUGGACGCCUCUGCACCAGCAGGGCCUCGACACCCGUGAGGCCAUCAUCAAGUCGUGGCAAAACGCGUGGACGCCCGUCUGGCCGCUGCUGGCCAAGACAUUCUGCACUCUCGCGAGGGUCAGCUGGGCGCCUACGGACCCUCUGUUCCACAAGCUCAGCGCCUACACGGACCACGUGGACGACUACAUUCCAGGAUCCGAGGUGGACUACCGUUUCCUGCAGUUCCCUCCCACCGCCACCAGCACCAGCCACGACAACGACGACGAGGAACCAGCCGUCAUCAAGACGGACAUUGUCAUCGUCGGCUCCGGCUGCGGCGGCGGCGUGGCGGCCAAGGUCCUCGCCGAGGCCGGCCACAAGGUCGUCGUCGUCGACAAGGGCUAUUACUUCCCGCCGUCGCACCUCCCCAUGGCCGGCGAGGCCGGGCAGCAGCUGCUCUACGAGGCCGGGGGUUCCCUGCAGGCGACCAACGGCGCCACGUCGCUGCUCGCGGGCAGCUGCUGGGGCGGCGGCGGGACCGUCAACUGGAGCGCGAGCCUGGCGCCGCAGGACUUUGUGCGGCGCGAGUGGGCGGGCGAGCCGGGCGGGGGGCUCGCGUUCUUCGACACGCCGGCGUUCCAGGAGUCGAUCGACCGCGUGUGCGAGACCAUGGGCGUGAGCGACGAGCAUGUGCGCCAGAACCACGGGAACCGCGUGCUGCUCGACGGGGCGGAGAAGCUCGGGUGGCAUGCCAAGGCGUGUCCGCAGAACACGGGCGGCAACGAGCAUUACUGCGGCAGGUGCAGUCUGGGCUGUGGCUCUGGCGAGAAGCAGGGCCCUGCGGUGAACUGGUUGCCCGCGGCGCAGAAGGCUGGGGCUCAGUUCAUCGAAGGUCUGAGUGUGUCUGAGGUGUUGUUUGCUGAUGAUGAUGAUGAGGAGGACGAUGAGGAUGAGGACAACGAAGACAACGAGGGUGGAAGUGGCCACGAAAAGAAGAAGAGAAGGGCGAUCGGCGUUGUCGGUCGAUGGACGGCGAGGGACAAGAACGGGUUUGUGCAUUCACCGGCUAGCGAGCGGGUGCAAAGGACUGUCCGGAUCGAGGCGAAGAAGGUCAUUGUGGCCUCGGGCUCGCUGAACAGCCCGCUGCUGCUGAUGAGGAGUGGCUUGAAGAACCCUCACAUCGGCAAGAACUUACACAUUCAUCCUUGUGGAAACCUGACUGCUGCUUUCCCCGAGGACGUGAAGGGAUGGGAGGUCCAAUCAUUUCCAGGCGGCAUCCUCACAUCCGUAGUGUCAGACUUUGAGAACCUCGACGGCCACGGCCACGGCGUGAAGCUCGAAGCCUCGUCCAUGCUGCCACACAUGGUCCUCUUCAACCUCCCCUGGCACUCGGCGCUGCAGUGGAAGACGGACGCCCUCAAGUUCCGCGCGAUGAACGCGUACAUCUCGAUCGCCCGGGAUCGCGACACAGGCAGUGUGUUCCCGGACCCGCACGACGGCAGGCCCGUCGUCGACUACGCCAUCUCCGACUUUGACCGCGCGCACACCCUCGCGGGCCUGGUCGCGCUCGCCAAGCUGUGCUAUGCGCAGGGCGCUGUCGAGAUCUGGCCGGCCGUCCCCGGCGUGCCGAGCUUCAAGCGCCGCUCGGAGCCGAGCAGCAGCAGCAGCAGGGGGAACAGGGAGAGUUCACCUGCCGACGACGAGGAAAAUGUCGAUGGCAACCAAGACCCGCUGGGCGACGACGACCCGGCCUUCCAGGCCUGGCUCCGCGUCCUCGGCACCGCGAACAACAGCCCUCCCCGCGCCCAACAUGCAUCGGCCCACCAGAUGGGCACGUGCCGGAUGUCCUCCAGCCCCGAGGGAGGCGUCGUCAACAACAAGGGUCAAGUGUGGGACACCGAGGGCCUGUACGUCGCCGACGCCAGCGUGUUCCCCUCGGCGAGCGGCGUGAAUCCCAUGAUCACGGUCAUGGCUAUCGCGGACUGGAUCGCCAGGGGGAUCCUUGCGGAUCAAUGAGGACAGAAAUGCGGACACGGAAAUAAGGAGGAAAGGGAAGAUGAUGAGAAAGGCACCGUCAGAGUUUGAUGGAAGCAUGCCAGGAAAAGAUGGCGAGGUAGAUGGUUUGAUCAGGAUGGAUGGAUAGAAUGCGGGGUUAUUCACCGCACUAGAGAUGUCAGAUAUGUUUGAAUUUUUGAAGCAAAUGCACAUCAGCCUCGUAUUGCGCAUAAUAUUUACAAAAAUACGCCAUUCAAGCAUGCCACGGCUUCAUGUUGGCACGCCAGUUUCUCUGAGUACAUAAGUCUUUGUUCGACACAAUUCGCGGUCGCAUCGGUGCCAUGCUUGCCCACCGCACAAAACAUUACAGCCACAAGUCUUUCACAAUCACAAGGUGGAC
Messenger RNA from Microdochium trichocladiopsis, 2904 nucleotides. Its product is annotated as GMC oxidoreductase. Bases 90 to 2525 code for a protein of 811 amino acids. Lineage: Eukaryota; Fungi; Ascomycota; Sordariomycetes; Xylariales; Microdochiaceae. The transcript has 5 exons. Gene Ontology annotation, molecular function: flavin adenine dinucleotide binding; oxidoreductase activity, acting on CH-OH group of donors. The record is from RefSeq and is a predicted model, not a curated record.